Molecule: messenger RNA, 3656 nt
Organism: Polistes canadensis
Lineage: Eukaryota; Metazoa; Arthropoda; Insecta; Hymenoptera; Vespidae
Gene: wb
Product: laminin subunit alpha-1-like
Exons: 13
Coding region: 611-3652 (1013 amino acids)
Source: RefSeq, a predicted model, not a curated record
UAAUAAUUUGUUAAGAUUAAGACUAUUGAUAUUUAUCGAUUUGAAUUUAAUGAUUUAAAUUUGAAACGAACGGUUUAACAUUUUCCUGACCUAAUAACGCGAUCCACAUUUUAAUUUGAAUUUAUAUUUAAAUAUAUAAAUAAAUAAAUAAAUAAAUAAAUCAAUCAAUCAAUCAAUCAAUCAAAUAAAAUCAAAUAUCUAGUGCGUGUAAGAUCAUAAAGACGAUCUAAUAGUUUCGAUAGAUCGAUUCUCGCGGAUAAACCGUGGGAAAUGUUCAAAGGUGAGAAGAAAGAUAAAAGAAGUAAGAACGAAGUGGAUCGAGGAUCAACGUGGAUCUAUGUGGAUAGGAAAAAAUCUGGGAAGAAGACUAGGAUAGGAUUAGAAUAAUAGAAAACGAAACGAGAAACGUAUAGAAAUAACAAAACAAAGCAAAAAAAAAAUAGAAAAGAAAAAUCGUGGAAAAUAAGGAAGACAUAAAGAUAUCGAGGAAACAUAGGAUUUGAUUUGUGCUUUUUUUUUUUCUUUUUUUUUGUCGUUUUUUCUUUUUUGGUUGUACCUGUUUCGUUCGGUUCGGUUUUUUUUUUUUCUUUCUUUUUUUUUGUUUUACAUUAUGGCGUCGAGAUCAUCGACCUUUUCCUGGAUGCUACGAUUUCUUUUGCUGUCGUCCUUCAUCUUAUGGGAUCCAACGAUAGCCCGUGGUUCUAAACGUGGACUUAAAAAUGGUCAAAUCGGUGCACACGGUCUAAGCAAAAGCCUUAAGAAUAGCGGCCUCUUUCCGUCAACCUUUAAUGUCGCCGCAAAGGCUGAAAUAUUUGUGAAUGCAACCUGCGGCGAGGAUGGUCCCGAAACUUUUUGUAAACCCUCGGAAUCGUCAAGAUGCGCUGUCUGUGAUUCGAGGAGCCCUGAUCCGGGAAAAAGACACAAUAUCAGUCAUGCUUUAGAUUCUAAUCCUGGUAAAUGGUGGCAAAGUCCUACCCUUGCGAGAGGAGACAACUACGAAUACGUCACCAUUGUUCUCGAUCUCAAACAAGUUUAUCAAAUUGAAUACGUGAUCGUGAAAGCUGCGAAUUCACCAAGACCAGCAGCGUGGAUACUCGAGAGAUCGAUAGAUAACGUGAACUUUGAACCUUGGCAGUAUUAUGCACCGAGUGAUGAGGAAUGUUGGACGAGAUAUUCGGUACCACCUGUGCCUGGUAAGCCGGUUUACAUAACCGACGAUGAAGUCAUUUGUACGAGCAUUUACUCCAGGUCUACGCCUAUGGAAAACGGUGAAAUCCAUACACAUCUGGUGAACGGUAGACCUGGUGCCUUGAAUCAUAGUACAACUCUUUUAGAAUUUACACAAGCAAGAUACGUCAGACUUCGUUUUCAAGGUCUUCGUAGAAACGGUGUUGUUAUUGCCGAUAAAAGAAGAGCAUAUUAUUCGAUCAAGGAAAUCAAUAUUGGUGGACGUUGUGUGUGUUCUGGUCAUGCUGCCCGGUGUCGUUACAGUGUUCAACAUGGGCAUCAAGAAUGCGAAUGUGAACGUCAUACGUGUGGUGAAAGAUGUGAAAAGUGUUGUCCAAUGUAUAAUCAAAUACCAUGGAGACCUGGUACCGCGUCCAAGGGUUUCCAUUGUGAGAAAUGCAAUUGCAAUGGACAUGCAACGUCGUGCAUUUACGAUCCGGAAGUUGCCGAUAAAAGGAUGUCUAUGGACAGUCGGGGGAAGUUCCGAGGGGGCGGUGUUUGUUUCAAUUGUACUGAACAUACAUCAGGUAUCAAUUGCGAGAAAUGUCAGAUCGGUUAUUACAGACCAAACGGAGUAUCACCUGACGCACCCGAGCCCUGUUUGCCUUGUGAUUGUAGCAUUCACGGUAGCACAGGUUACUGCACACCUGACGAUUCCUACACACACUUGGGAAAGGUAGCAGGUGCCUGCGAGUGCAAAUCCGGCUAUUCGGGAUACAAAUGCGACCAAUGUGCAGCAGGUUAUCGACAAUAUCCAUAUUGCAUGGAAUGUCCGUGCGAUUCACGUGGUAUACUACCGUCUCACGAUUGCGAGGGUGAUUGCAUUUGCAAGGCAAACGUUGACGGUGAAUUUUGUGACAGAUGCAAGCCCGGAUAUUUCGCUAUGACCAAGGAUAAUCUUGACGGUUGCGUAUCUUGUUACUGUUUUGGUGCUAGUGAUCGUUGUACUUCUAGCAAACUCUAUUACACUAUGAUUUCAUCGUUGGAAAAUUGGUUGGUAACUGAUAUGAAUGCAUCGUUGGGUGUUAUACCAACAUUCGACACGGACAAUGGUUGGUUGACCGUGGCAGCAUACGAGGUCGAGUAUGAAAGUCCAUACUGGUUGGCACCACGAAUCUAUACGGGAAAUCGUAUCUCGUCUUACGGAAGUAAUCUCACGUAUACGGUCACCUGGGUUGUCAUGCGUGGCGACACUAGUGGCAAGCCUACAACCGAACCUAACGUUAUUUUGGUCGGUAACAAUGGCAUGCGUAUAGCUUAUGGCGAAGAACAGUAUAACGGUCAGGAGGCGGAGAUAUCCGUGGCCUUGACCGAGGAAGGUUGGUACCACGUGCGUACUGAAAUCCGAGACAUUCCGACGAGACUCAAGAGAACUGAUUUUCGCGGUGAUCCUGUCAAUAGAAAACAAAUGAUGCACGUCCUGGCUGAUCUUAAAUAUCUCAUGAUAAGAGCACAGUAUCAUUCCGAACAAAUCGAAGGAAGUCUUCUGUCCGCAAUCCUUCCGAUUGGUGAACCAACACGAUCGGAAGAUGGUACCGAGAGUCUCGUAGAAAUGUGCGAGUGUCCUGAAGGAUAUAUUGGUUUAUCCUGUGAAAAUUGUUCCUGGGGAUACGUUAAAGUAACGAGCAAUGGUUCUGAUCAUCGGGAUUAUCAUAUUUGCGUUGAAUGUGAUUGCAAUGGUCAUGCUGCUUCUUGCGAUCUUGUGAUGGGCGAAUGCAAGAAUUGCGAACAUCAUACAGUCGGUCCAAAAUGUGAUCGUUGCACGACAGGAUAUUAUGGGAUCGCAACAAAAGGGACACCAGAGGAUUGUAAAAAAUGUGCUUGCCCGUUAUCUAUCGAAUCAAAUAAUUUCAGUCCAAGUUGUCAAUUGGAAGAUCCUACGGACGAUAACAGUGGUUACGUUUGCACUCAGUGUCCCGAAGGAUACACAGGCGAUCAUUGUGAAAGUUGCGACGUUGGUUUUUAUGGUAAUCCAUCAACCCCUGGGGGAACUUGCGAGCGUUGUCCUUGCUCGGGUGGACCGUGCGAUCAAGAAACAGGACGUUGCUUGGAAUGUCGUGGAAAUACGGAAGGUUGGAAAUGUGAAAGAUGUAAGGAAGCUCAUUACGGGGAUCCCCUUCGUCAAAAUUGUCUUCCAUGCGAUUGUGACCCCAUUGGCAGUAGUUCCGUUCAUUGCGAUCGGAUGAGCGGUCAGUGUCCCUGCAAGCCUUUGUUCUCGGGUCGUGACUGUUCUUUCUGUGUUGAGGGUUACGGAAACGUUAGUGCAGGUUGCCAAGUAUGUGACUGCGACGUGGGUGCCCUCAACGAACUUUGCAAUCCCGUAACCGGUGAAUGCAGGUGUACGGUGGGUGUUGUUGGUUCGCAUUGCGAUAGAUGCGACAUCGAUCAUUAUGGUUUAUCGACGAAUGGUUGCCAAGGUAAGUGAUAAA